Messenger RNA from Lolium perenne, 1805 nucleotides. RefSeq lists its product as uncharacterized. Gene Ontology annotation, molecular function: protein binding. Lineage: Eukaryota; Viridiplantae; Streptophyta; Magnoliopsida; Poales; Poaceae. The record is from RefSeq and is a predicted model, not a curated record.
AGCAGGCAACACGAGGCUGCAACCUCACCGAGCAUUCUCAACAGCGUUCCCUUGUCCGCUCGGUCGCCGCAGAUCCGCCGCCGAUGGGCUGCCUGCUCGCCCUCACCGACGACCUCCUCGCGGAGGUCCUCGCCCGCGUACCAUCUCCAGCGGACCUCGCGCGCGCCUCCGCGUCCUGCGCCUCGCUCCGCCGCGUCGCCACCUCCGCGCGGUUCCUCCGCCAGUUCCGCUCCCUCCACGCGCCGCCCCCGCUCGGCGUCUUCUUCCCCGACGGCGCCGCCUUCUACCCGGCCCUCCCGCCGAACCCCACGGCCCCCGCCGCGCGCGCGCUCGCCCACGCCGCCGACUUCUCCUUCGCCUUCCUCCCGGCCCCCGCGCGCGCGUGGCUCGUCCGCGACCACCGCGACGGCCGCUUCCUCCUCGACCGCGCCGCGCCCGCCGGCUCCACGGCCUUCACCGAAAUCGCCGUCUGCGACCCGCUCUUCCGCCGCCACAUCCCGCUCCCGCCCAUCCCCGCCGACCUCGCCGCCUCCGUCGAGAACCCCUACCUCCAGCGCGGCGGGGACGAGGGGCUGCCGCACUCCCGCAGCAACGAGAUCUUCCUCGCUGCUCCCCGCCGCACUUCCGACAACGACAACAGCUCCUCGCCCCCCUUCGCCGUCAUCUGGAUGGCGUGCUGCCGGGGGAAGCUGGUGGCCUUCUCCUUCUCCUCCGAAUCUCAGCACUGGCACACCCUCUCACCACCCGUGCACCAGGCUCUGAGCAUGCGGAGAGUCAUGGGCGUUCGCCUGGGACAGCGCAACCACGCUCACGGCUGUUUCUACUGGAUGAUCACUCUCACGCGGAGGUGGCUCGUGCUGGACACCCGCAGAAUGGAGUUCUCCAUCCUCGACAUUUCGCCCGUCCUGCUAGGCCGCACCAUGAUGUUCAGCAACCAGAUCACCACCCUCGAGUCGGAACAAGGCAGGACUACCGUCGUGGUCUCGGACCUUUUCCGGGCGGAUAAGAGAUGCGUCCUGUACUUCUACACGUUCAUGUCCUUCACUGACCGGUGGCAGCUGCAGCACAAAAUCACAUUGCCUGAGGAAUGGGGGGACCGGUUUCGGGGCAUCAUAGGAGCAUUUGAGCAGCGCUUAUUCAUAAAGCUUGAUCACCCAAAGGAGAACUUGGGAGAUCCGGUUGAGCAGAAUGUCACCUACUUUUGGUUCGACGUCAAAACUAUGGAGGUUGGUAGGUUCACUGAGAUAAGUUCUGCUACCGUGAACGAAGCCUACCUUUACACUGGAUUUGCCCCGUCACUCUCGCUUCCUAGCAUCUGAUGUGGUUCUAUGUUGCUAGGGUUGAUCGAUCUCUUAUUGACACACAAAGUCCUACUGUAGACCGAUUUCUGGAUUCGCUGGCUCCUUGCAGCAGGAGAAGGGUACAUGAGUAAUGUGUCACACUUUAGUGCCUCGUUUUCUCAGGUACUAGUAUUCUUGUAUCACUUCAACUGUUAUGGGCAAUCGCUGAAGUCUUAGAAGCUGGGAGUAGAAGAGGAUUUGGAUGGAUCAUUUUAUGUUUUAUUCUUCAUACCAGCACUGAUGUGUCUGGACGUUAUUGUAGGAGUUUGGUCACAAGUAGAGACUGGUUGAGGCCAUUGUUCAUGGCUUCAUCAAUCUGGAUUCUGUCAGGUGUUCAUGCAUGCGAAUUUCAGCUCUAUGCAGUAGUUGUUACUUGCAGUUUUGCUUUCAACUAUUAGAUUUGCGGAGGUUCUAUGUUGUAUGUUGUGCUUUUGUUAAAUUGUGGUAUCAUAUGGUUUCCAGAUA